CCCGACUCGGCCUCCCAAAGUGCUGAGAUUACAGGCGUGAGCCUCUGCGCCCAGCCAAGGAUUGGAAAAUUUCCAUGUGAAUAAACCGUAACUGCUGUUUUGAAGAAUUGGUAGACUAUAAUAUGGUGUGUUAAUUGCUGUAUUAAAGUAUGUACAAAAUGUUAUAAGUACACAGGUCGUGGAGGAGCACAGGCAGAAGGAAAAACAUAAACAGUAGUGAUGUUAAAGUAUAUGGCUUAGCGAACAGCUAGCAAAAUGACUAGAACGUAAUGUAACAGACUGGAGGAAUAUUUAUUUGCAUCUGAAACUAAAAAGAUAAACCGAGGCCAGAUUGUAUCCCAUGUUGUAUAGUUUGAAUUACCCUGUAGUGACUGGGGAUUUACCUAUCAAAUAUAUUUUAAUGCUGAAAUGACAUUCAUAAUUAAGGUUUAUUGUGCUUGUAAGUGUGCAAGACAGGUUGGAAUAAAGUGAGGGAAGCUAGACAUCUCUUGAAAUGGUUGGAGUCCGAGAUGACUGGCUAAACUAGUGGGUUAGGAAGGAGGAGUUAGAUUCCAUAAGUUUACUAUAUUUAAAUCAGCAGUUGCAUGUGGAAAUGUCUGCUCUUUAUUCCUUUGGGAGCAGAAAUACAUCCAUAACAUGCUAAAUUAAAAAAGGAGUUCUCAGGGCUGCCAACCUUACAGUAGAGGUUGAGUGGUAGUAUAUUACUCCUACAUGAGAGAAAAAAAAAUCAAAAGGACUGCUUACUAGACGUUGGGGGAAAAAAGAGGCAAAAAUAACUCCCUGGUUUCUAGCCUGGGUGGCUGGUGAAACGCAAUUACAAGUGAAAAGCAGGCUUGAUGGACAAGAAAAUGGAUUCAGAUUUGGACAGACACUGAGUUUGACAUGUCUGCAGAUUUAGCCAUAUAUUUCACCCUCAAAACCUUAACAAUAUGUUACAGUUAACUUUCAGAAAUGUUGUACUAGGGCCUGGUAGCAUGCUUGGCACACAAAAGAUAUUUGGUUGCCGAGGAGCCCAAGUAGAAGAAAUAUGGAGUUUAGAGCCUGAGAAUUUUGAAAAAUUAAAGCCAGUUCAUGGGUUAAUUUUUCUUUUCAAGUGGCAGCCAGGAGAAGAACCAGCAGGCUCUGUGGUUCAGGACUCCCGACUUGACACGAUAUUUUUUGCUAAGCAGGUAAUUAAUAAUGCUUGUGCUACUCAAGCCAUAGUGAGUGUGUUACUGAACUGUACCCACCAGGAUGUCCAUUUAGGCGAGACAUUAUCAGAGUUUAAAGAAUUUUCACAAAGUUUUGAUGCAGCUAUGAAAGGCUUGGCACUGAGCAAUUCAGAUGUGAUUCGACAAGUACACAACAGUUUCGCCAGACAGCAAAUGUUUGAAUUUGAUACGAAGACAUCAGCAAAAGAAGAAGAUGCUUUUCAUUUUGUCAGUUAUGUUCCUGUUAAUGGAAGACUGUAUGAAUUAGAUGGAUUAAGAGAAGGACCAAUUGAUUUAGGUGCAUGCAAUCAAGAUGAUUGGAUCAGUGCAGUAAGGCCUGUCAUAGAAAAAAGGAUACAAAAAGACGGGUUUUCACCAUGUUGCCCAGGCUGGUCUCAGACUCCUGAGCUCAAGCCAUCCGCAUGCCUCGACCUCCCAAAGUGGUACAGUGAAGGUGAAAUUCGAUUUAAUUUAAUGGCCAUUGUGUCUGACAGAAAAAUGAUAUAUGAACAGAAGAUAGCAGAGUUACAACGACAACUUGCAGAGGAGGAACCCAUGGAUACAGAUCAAGGUAAUAGUAUGUUAAGUGCUAUUCAGUCAGAAGUUGCCAAAAAUCAGAUGCUUAUUGAAGAAGAAGUACAGAAAUUAAAAAGAUACAAGAUUGAGAAUAUCAGAAGGAAGCAUAAUUAUCUGCCUUUCAUUAUGGAAUUGUUAAAGACUUUAGCAGAACACCAGCAGUUAAUACCACUAGUAGAAAAGGCAAAAGAAAAACAGAACGCAAAGAAAGCUCAGGAAACCAAAUGAAGAGGAUGUUUUGGGAUGUGUACACAUUUCUGCUUCUGCACAUAUUUUCAUGGAAAUCAUUAUGUAUAAAGAACUUUGAGCAACAUCCUAAUUGGCUCAGUGCACGUUUGGCGGUAGUGCCAGCCUGUCUUGUCUUUAAUGCAUGGAUUCAUAAACUUCUUCCCUACCUGCAUCAUGUGCAUGUAGUGCAUAUUAAAUGAAAGUGAUAUUAAGAGUGCUUGCCCAAAUUCCAUUAUUUGACAUUGAAUCUGAGAACUGUUAGUUUUCUGGAUGUGUAACUACCAUAUGAACCUAGAAAAUGCACAAAUGAUACUCCUUAUCUGUAAUUUAAAUACUUAAAAUUUGCAAUUGUCAGAUCUUAAUGAAACUGGAUGUCUUAUUUCUUAUCAUCAUUAAUGGGAAAAAAAUCAGUAUUUCUAUCUUUGAUAUCUGAGUGUUUUGAGGAUUUUAAAACUGAAUUUUAUCUGCUAUACCAGUUAUUUGAAAAAGUAUGAUUUAAAUGUAAAUCAUUUAAAAAGGACAAAAGUAUAAUUUGCAGUGAUUUUCACUGCUGUCAGUAGAAAAGUAAUAAACAUCUCAAUUUUAUUUUAGUAAUUUUUCUUCAAGUGUUUGGGGUUAUUUGUUUAUGUAGUAGAGAAUUGUUUCAGGAAGGUCUUGAGUAUUACGCUUCAAAGCAAAAUUUCAGGUUAAGAAGAAAUUGUAAAUCUUAAAGAAUGUUGGUGUUACUCUCAAUGGAAUACUUUUUCAAGCUCAUAAGCUGUAUAUUAAAAAAUUGGAGGUUUGACAGUUCAUGAUAUCUGCGUUUUUAAAAAGAUAGUAGUGGUGAUGGGGGAUCUUUCUAUGCCAAUUUGAAUAAAUUUCGUACAGCCUGCAGUUUCCAAGAGCCAUAUACAAUUUGCUCACAAUUGAUUUUUUAAAAUUGAUUUUGGGAGUUCCUUUGUAAUAAUUUUCUUACUUUUAAUCUUCCUUUGCAAGUCAGACUUUAAAGAAGACUUUAUAAAACUUUCUUUUUAAAAGGAAGUAAUCUACUUUUUUCUUUAUCAAGAAUAUUUCUGAGGUUGAUACAUGACUUUUUAGCAUUAUUUAUUGUAAAAUAAAUUUAGCAUAAUAUAUUUUAUUAGGGAGAACGUGUACCCAUCUUCCAGUUUCAGCACAUGAAUUUUUAAGGAUUGUUUUUAAGCUUAGUGAUUGUGGUAUUAAAUGACUUAGAACUAAUGGAGAAAAACCUGAUGGGAAAUUGAUAGAAAAACUAAUGAAAUAUUUUUCAUACAAAUUUCAGUUGGAGGUAAUGAAAAAUGUAGUUUCUCAGUUAUUUGUGGGUAAAUAUGUUUUGCUCUUGAUACAGUAAUAAUUAUGGAGUGUUUUCAAAGCCAUGAUAUAAUUUUUAAAAAUGGAUUUUUAAGGAAGGCUCAUCUUGAUCCCAUUCAUUUAUUUCAGCUUAAUUUAUAUAUCCUUUCCUAUUGAGGCUUAAAUUUUGUUAAGCAAUGUGAGGAUUAUUGUGGUAAGUUGUAUUUAGUAAUCAAUACAGUGUGAUAUAGCACUAGGAUUGCCAAAUAAAUCAAUGGAAUAGAAGAGAGCCUGAAAACAGAUCAACAUUUAUAUGAUCACUUGAUUUCGACAAAGGUGGCAAAACAAUUCAACAGAGAAGGAAAGUCUUUUCAACAAAUGGAACCAGAAUAGCUUAAUAUCCAUAUAGAAAAAAAUGAACAUGACCCCCUACCUCACAAAAAUGACUUGGAGAUGAAUCAUAGACCUAAAUGUAAUAUUUUAAGAAUAUGGAACUUUUUAACUGAAAACAUGGAUGAUUGUUUUUGUGACUUGGGGGUUAGUCAAAGGUUUCUUAAGUCACAGAAAGCAGUAGCCAUAAAAGAUCCAAAAUUAGAACUCAUCAAAAUUGUCACUGAAAAUGUUAACAAAAGUAAUAUCAAAUGACAUUUGAAAAAUAUCUUUGUAAAACGACCAUGUUAAUAGAUAUAAGGAUUUUUUCAUAUUAAUCUAACAAAAUUCCUUAAUAGGAAUUUCCAUAGCUUAAGAAUGGUUUAUUUUAUCUGCAUCUUCUUGGAUGAUUGCAAAUCCCUUGUGAUACUUCAUGAUUACUUCUGUCUGUGAAUAAAGAAGUAUGACUUGUC
Cercocebus atys (sooty mangabey) is the source of this 4123-nucleotide messenger RNA. RefSeq names its product ubiquitin carboxyl-terminal hydrolase L5 (gene UCHL5). Gene Ontology annotation, molecular function: proteasome binding; cysteine-type deubiquitinase activity. Bases 930 to 1994 code for a protein of 354 amino acids. The transcript is spliced from 13 exons. The record is from RefSeq and is a predicted model, not a curated record. Gene Ontology annotation, biological process: ubiquitin-dependent protein catabolic process; protein deubiquitination. Gene Ontology annotation, cellular component: cytoplasm; Ino80 complex. NCBI's taxonomy places the organism in Eukaryota, Metazoa, Chordata, Mammalia, Primates, Cercopithecidae.